AGAGAGAGAGAGAGAGAGAGAGAGAGAGAGAGAGAGAGAAGCAGGUCGUGUCCCUUGGUAGGCGGAGAAACCAGAGCCACUACAAAUACAGAGCGAGCCUCCCUGGAACAAGAUUAGAAGAGACCGCAGGAUUAACGACUGGAAAGGGACGGAAACCAGACCCGGACGGUAAAACCCGAACCCUGAAUAAGACCUAGCUGGAUAAAGAAAUCAGAUUUCUACCAUGAAUAAGGACACGGAGAUCGACAUGAAGGAGGUGGAGCUCAAUGUGCUGGACCCCGAGAAGGAGCCCAUGACGGGCGAUGGCCAGACCGCAGGCGGAGAGAAAAACGGCAGCGUCAAGCUAAAGGUCCCGGAGGACGAGGUGACCUUCACCGGCCUGUCCAAAGAAGAGCUGAUGAAGGUUGCUGGCACUCCAGGAUGGGUGCGAACCCGUUGGGUGCUUCUGGUCCUGUUUUGGCUGGGCUGGGUGGGCAUGCUGGCUGGAGCCAUAGUGAUCAUAGUCCAGGCCCCUCGCUGCAAACCCAUCCCUGAGAUGAACUGGUGGAACGAAGGAUCUCUGUACCAAAUCUCUGAUCUGGAUGCUUACUCUGGGGGACUGGAAGGUGUUGAGGCAAAGUUGGACGAAAUCAACAAGUUAAAGGUGAAAGGCCUGGUUCUUGGCCCGCUUCACUCUGUCCAGGCCGACCACCCAAGCACCCUGAAUCUUAAAGAGAUCAACCCGACCCGGGGAAAUAUUAAAGCCUUGGUUGCUGUGAUGGAGAAAGCCCACAAGAAAGGCAUUUCUGUGGUGCUUGACCUGACUCCAAACUACCUGGGAGCCACUCCCUGGUUCAGCUCUGGGGAUGUUGCCGAUGUGUUUGAGAAAGUCAAGGUUGCAGCCGAGUACUGGCUGAAUUUGGAUGUCGAUGGCAUCAAGCUAUCUGGCCUCACUGCAGUCACCAACUCUGAUUGGUCAAUGCUGCAGGCUGCCGUCCGUGGCAACCACACCGAUAAAAAGUUGCUGAUGGGUGUGGUUGAAGGUAUUUCAGCUGCAGAGGUGUCUCAGCUCAUCAAUACCACAGGUGUAGAUCUGGUCCUGUCGGACCUUCUCAACAGCAGCAGUGGAGGUGGCGAGCGCAUCAAGGCCAUGGACACCCUUCACUCUCAGCAGAGAAAUGUGGCCUGGGGUCUCGGUGCCGCCCAGAAGGGCCAGCUGUCGACGCUGGCAAAGACUCCAGGCCUGAUCCGCCUUUACCAGCUGCUGCUGUUCACCAUGCCCGGGACCCCAGUCUUUACCUACGGAGAUGAGAUCGGCCUUCAGGCACAGGGUUCAGAGUCUCCUAAGAUGGUUUGGGACAUAGAGAAGGAACCUGCCGAAGGAGCUGGUAUCAAUGAGACGGCCGAGGCUGAGCGGAAGGAGCACGUUGCUGUAAGGAAGUGGUUCAAAUCCCUCAGCGACCUGCGAGUCAAAGAGCGCUCUCUCCUCCACGGCGACUACUACCCUCUCUCCUCCUCCGCCUCCUCGCUCUCUUUCCUCCGUCUGUGGGACCAGAGUGAUAGAUACAUUACGGCCGUCAACUGGGGAGCAGCACCUGAGACGCUCACGCUCAACCUGGCACCUACAGAAGGAGUCAAGUUGCCAGAGAAAGCCACGGUGAGGCUGUCGACUGACACCGAGCAGCUGGAGGUGGACUCCACCGUCAGCCUGGACCAAAUCCCCCUAGGACCGGGACAAGCCGUCCUGCUGCAGUUCCCCUACACAGGCUAAAGAUGGAGCCAAACUAAUAGAACCGACAGAGUAACAGCGUUUUAAAAAGACAGUAAAGACAGCCCGACUCCUCUAGGAAUAAGAUGGCAUAUUCAAAAGAUACAAGAACUUCCUUUUUUUUUAACAAAUAUGACUUCUAUCAGACUAUGAGGUCGGAAAAUAAUUUAAUUGGGUCAAAUGAAAUCUGCCAUUCAAUUACAGAAUGUAUUUUUUAUUUUAUUUUUAAUUAGCGUUUAAAACACUAGACUAGUUUUACUUUUUGUUCUGUGCUAGGAAAAGAUGCAGCCAUCUCAGACAUGCACUCACCAAUUGAGCAUUUUGUUCUGUUGUGAACUUUUAUUGUUGACCAUUGUCCAAAUAUAUGAAAUACAUUCCAUUUUUGUUCUUUGGGCAUUUCUUUAGCAGUUUUUUUUGUUUUGUUUUUAAAUUGUCUUCGUGGCAGUUUUACUUUCUUUCAUGAGCCUGUCUGAGCUCACUGAAAGGCCCUCGUCACAG
Messenger RNA from Etheostoma spectabile (orangethroat darter), 2245 nucleotides. RefSeq names its product solute carrier family 3 member 2a (gene slc3a2a). Lineage: Eukaryota; Metazoa; Chordata; Actinopteri; Perciformes; Percidae. Gene Ontology annotation, molecular function: L-leucine transmembrane transporter activity; aromatic amino acid transmembrane transporter activity; L-alanine transmembrane transporter activity. Gene Ontology annotation, cellular component: apical plasma membrane; basolateral plasma membrane. Gene Ontology annotation, biological process: L-leucine import across plasma membrane; carbohydrate metabolic process; phenylalanine transport. The transcript is spliced from 11 exons. The record is from RefSeq and is a predicted model, not a curated record. Bases 224 to 1750 code for a protein of 508 amino acids.